UGACACGGUGUGAUUCAUGGUUAUUUCUUUUCAUUCGGGGAAUUUGACGGGGCGGCUCUCCAACUCGUGACUUCUCCUCCUACAUCUGUUCACUUCACUGUCCAACAUUUACCAUCCAACCUGAAGACGCGCACAUCAUGAAGGCUUUAGUGUUGUUUGCGUUAGUGUCCGCAGCCUCAGCUUUUCACCUCACACAACAACAUGAUGAAUUUCACUUCAAGUCAUGGAUGGCACAGUACAAUAAAGUGUACAGCAUGCAGGAGUACAAUGAAAGACUGCAGAUUUUCACUGCCAACAAGAGAAAGGUCGACAAACACAAUGCAGGAAAUCACUCCUUCACAAUGGCUCUGAACCAGUUUUCAGACAUGACGUUCAGUGAAUUUAAGAAGUCUUACCUCUGGACUGAGCCACAGAACUGCUCCGCUACCAAAGGGACCUACAUCAGCAGAAAUGGACCUUAUCCAGACUCCAUCGACUGGAGGAAGAAAGGGAAUUAUGUGACAGAUGUGAAAAAUCAGGGUCCUUGUGGUAGUUGCUGGACGUUUUCUACAACUGGAUGUUUGGAGUCUGUCACUGCUAUCUCCACUGGGAAACUAGUACCACUGUCAGAACAGCAGCUGGUGGACUGCGCUCAGGACUUCAACAACCACGGCUGUAACGGCGGCCUUCCCAGUCAAGCAUUUGAAUACAUCAUGUACAACAAGGGACUGAUGACAGAGACGGAUUACCCAUACACAGCAAUGGAUGGUAUUUGCAAGUAUAAACCAGAACAGGCAGCUGCUUUUGUGAAGAAGGUGGUGAACAUAACAGCAUAUGAUGAGAUGGGCAUGGUGGAUGCAGUUGCUACACAUAAUCCGGUCAGUUUUGCCUUCGAGGUGGUCAGUGAUUUCAUGUUUUACGACAAGGGUGUGUACACCAGCACUAAAUGCCACAAGACCACAGACAAGGUGAACCAUGCAGUGUUAGCUGUGGGUUAUGGAAUGGAGAAUGGAACUCCUUACUGGAUAGUUAAAAACUCCUGGGGUGAUGGCUGGGGCAUCAACGGAUACUUCCUCAUUGAACGUGGGAAGAACAUAUGUGGACUCGCUGCCUGCUCCUCUUUUCCUGUGGUUUAAUCGUCUGCACCAAAGGGCAUAAAAGAGAACAUAAUCCAAAUAUUUUGUUGAUUUGGGUGAUUUUUACGUGACAUUUCCUUCUCUGAAUCCAUAUGUACUACAUUUUUGCAAAAGAAUGAUGAGUGUGUGCACCUAAAGUGAUAAACAAUAACAAUCAUUCAAAACAUUAUUGUGUCUUAUAUACUUAUUCUGUUCAUUACAGCCAAAUGGAACAAUAAAGUCUGUGUUCAAACACUUU
Sphaeramia orbicularis (orbiculate cardinalfish) is the source of this 1353-nucleotide messenger RNA. It is a transcript of the gene ctsh, whose product is annotated as cathepsin H. Bases 138 to 1115 code for a protein of 325 amino acids. Lineage: Eukaryota; Metazoa; Chordata; Actinopteri; Kurtiformes; Apogonidae. The transcript has 12 exons. The record is from RefSeq and is a predicted model, not a curated record. Gene Ontology annotation, molecular function: cysteine-type peptidase activity. Gene Ontology annotation, biological process: proteolysis.